Molecule: messenger RNA, 567 nt
Organism: Guillardia theta CCMP2712
Lineage: Eukaryota; Cryptophyceae; Pyrenomonadales; Geminigeraceae
Exons: 3
Coding region: 1-567 (188 amino acids)
Biological process (GO): regulation of DNA-templated transcription
Molecular function (GO): DNA-binding transcription factor activity, RNA polymerase II-specific; zinc ion binding
Source: RefSeq, a predicted model, not a curated record
AUGAAUGCAACAUCCUUCGCCAUGGCUGCUUCAGAGUCCCGUCCCUUCGCUGCAGCCCCCUCCUUCCCCUCCAAGCCUCCCCGCCUCCCCUUCACUGCCUGCGACCAGUGCCGCCGAUGCAAGACCCGCUGUGACGAUCAAGCCCCCUGCUCUCGCUGCAUCCGCUCUGGAAGGGGCGCAGCCUGCUCCCGCCUGGCGGAGGAUGACAUGCUGGAGAUCCCGCAGUACCUGGCCGAGUACCGGCUGAGCCGUAGGGCGACCAAGGCUUGUCUGAGCUGCCAGCUCAAGAAGGUCCGCUGCGGUGACUCUCGGCCCUGCGCUCGGUGCUACCGGAUGGGGCUGACGUGCGACGACGAGCCGGGGCUGGGGCAGGAGGCGCUGCCUCUGAUGCUGCAGCGGAAGCGAGAGCAAGUCGUGCAGGCAUGCGAGCGAUGCCGGAGGUCGCGGCUCAAGUGCGACUCGACUUACAAGAUGAAUGAGGGGAAGGAUGUGAUGUUCGUAGCCCGUGCAGGAGAAGUUAGCGAGCUUUCUUUUCUGCAGCACACUGUGCUAGUUGGAAUAGCGUAG